Molecule: messenger RNA, 924 nt
Organism: Eimeria necatrix
Lineage: Eukaryota; Apicomplexa; Conoidasida; Eucoccidiorida; Eimeriidae
Exons: 5
Coding region: 1-924 (307 amino acids)
Biological process (GO): rRNA processing
Cellular component (GO): nucleus
Molecular function (GO): protein binding
Source: RefSeq, a predicted model, not a curated record
AUGGGGGAAAAGGUCACAGUCAGUUCCGUCUGUUGGGUCCCGCGGGGCCGCAGCGCUCAGUUCCCCAUGAGCUGCUUAAUAGAGGAGCAGGAUGUGUCUUUGCUGCUGCAGCAGCAGCAGCAGGAGGAGAGCAGCAGCAGCAGCAGCAGCAGCAGCAGCAGCAAGAAGCAGCAGAAGAAGCAGCAGCAAAAGCUGCUGCAGGAACAAGCAGCAGCUCAAGACGGGGAGAGUGACGGCGGCGAAUCUGAAGACCAAAUGGAAGAAGACGACGACAGCGAAGACGAGGGCCCGCUGCCGGGGGUUUUCGGGGUGUUGGCUGCGGACGGAGCGACGGCGCUGCGGGACGAAGGCGUAGCAGCAGCAGCAGCAGCAGCAGCAGCAGCAGAAGAGGAGGAAGCAAAUAUUAUUUUAGAAACUGAUUUUGUUCUUGUUGCUGCAGCAGCAGAAAGCAACUUUGGCAGCCUCGAGGUGUACGUACACGACCCCCUCAGAGGCAGCCUCUACGUCCACCACGACAUCCUGGACGAAGGCGUAGCAGCAGCAGCAGCAGCAGCAGCAGCAGCAGAAGAGGAGGAAGCAAAUAUUAUUUUAGAAACUGAUUUUGUUCUUGUUGCUGCAGCAGCAGAAAGCAACUUUGGCAGCCUCGAGGUGUACGUACACGACCCCCUCAGAGGCAGCCUCUACGUCCACCACGACAUCCUGGUGCAAGCCAUUGCCUGGCACCCCUCCGAAGCCUCGCUGCUGGCAACAGCAUCUUAUGACAAAACAAUUUGUUUAAUAGAUGUGCGGCAGCCCCACGUGGCGGGGCCUCUGUUCAGCUGCCGGGCCAGCGAAGAAAAAGGGCUUUUUGGCUUUGGGGGUUCGCAAGUGGUUAUUUGGGACUUGGGGGACACAGAGCACAUUGCAAAGGCCUUUAACCUCUAA